Messenger RNA from Ictalurus furcatus (blue catfish), 4426 nucleotides. It is a transcript of the gene tcirg1b, whose product is annotated as T cell immune regulator 1, ATPase H+ transporting V0 subunit a3b. The record is from RefSeq and is a predicted model, not a curated record. The transcript has 20 exons. Bases 1241 to 3730 code for a protein of 829 amino acids. Gene Ontology annotation, biological process: proton transmembrane transport; vacuolar acidification. Gene Ontology annotation, molecular function: ATPase binding; proton-transporting ATPase activity, rotational mechanism. Gene Ontology annotation, cellular component: vacuolar proton-transporting V-type ATPase complex; vacuolar proton-transporting V-type ATPase, V0 domain; plasma membrane. NCBI's taxonomy places the organism in Eukaryota, Metazoa, Chordata, Actinopteri, Siluriformes, Ictaluridae.
ACGAUAUGAAAAUAACAUUCGACACUCAACACGUCGACUAUAAUGGUCGAUAUCGCCGGGACGACACGUUCUCAUCACGGAGGAUUUGUACCGGUGUAAUCAUGGACCGUAUGAAUCUGUGGUCAUACGAGGCCUCUGAUUCUGCUUGAGUAAAUUUGUUGAGUAAUAAUUAAUACAUAUGUAAAGUAUUCAAAUCUGCAAAUGGCUACAGGUUGAUCAGUGAGGCACGCCGAUGUAGGGAAAGACGAGGAAAGAAAUAUAUUGUUAAAAAUCAAUGUAUAUUUUUGAUAAAUCAUAAAGUAAAUCCUCCUCUCUUUCGCUCUACCUGUAUUUCUCUGUCUCACUGUCUCUCUAUGCCUGUUUUAAUGUCUCCCUGUCUCUCCUUCACUGUCUCUCUCUCUCCUCAUCUUUAUCACUGUCUUCCUCUCUGUCUUGCUCUCCCUCUCUGUCUCCCCAUCUCUCCCCCCCUGUUUUUCUGUCUCUCUCUUUCCCUGUCUUUCUCUGUCUCCCCAUCUCUCUCUCACUGUCUUUCUCUCUGUCUCCGCCUCUCUCUGUUUCCCUACCCCCUGUCUUUCUCUCUCUGUCUCCCUGUCUUUCUCUCUCUCCCUGCCCCCUCCCCUCAUUAAAAACACUGUCUAUUAUGAAUGCAGUCUCUUCAUUCUUAUUUUGAUGGAUUGAAUUCUGGUCACACUCUAAUUUUUUAGAAAUCAGUGGGAGGCUCCAAAUACAGAUUAAUCUGCACAAACAAACAUAAAUAAACCCCGCACCACACAGAACAGAACAGAACUGAACAAACAGGCACUCUACACACGGGUCUUCACAGCACGAGGCCGCUCGUGUUUCCAGCUCUCCUCAUGCUAAUGACCGUGCUCUACCGUCACGUGACCAGCCGACAUCAUGUGACACCCGGAAGUUGGUGAAUCACCUUUUCGUGCCUGCUACACUUUCUACCUCUUUUCCUCCCGACCCCGUCUCUUGGCGUCGGAUUGGCUUCAACUAUGCGUGCGCGUCGUCGCUUCGCCAAUCAGCAGAGUGUUUAUGGGAAGUUUUAGCCAAUCCCAGUGAAGGAGGCGGGACUUUUCUGGAAUACGGGUGCGAUCCUGAAGAGACGGUAGGACAGCUGUUGUUGGAGCGGUUUCAUUAACGCUGUGCGAAAGGAAAGCAAAGUCCUGCGGAGUUCUCCAGAAGACAGUCUGAGAGCUGUUUUUAGUGACAAUAAUUUAUUCACCAUCCACGGAUCAUGGGCUCCAUGUUCCGCAGUGAGGAGGUGUGCCUAGUGCAGCUCUUCCUGCAGUCCGGUGCAGCCUACAGCUGUGUCAGCGAGCUGGGAGAGCUGGGCAUUGUCGAGUUUAGAGAUCUGAAUCCGAACGUGAACGCCUUUCAGAGGAAGUUUGUCAAUGAGGUAAGAAGAUGCGAGGAGCUCGAGAAGACUUUCGGGUUUCUGGAGCAGGAGAUCACGCGCUCUCUCUCUCCAUCACUGCGCUCUCAGUUGCAGGACCCCUUGCUCAGCCCCCCGGCGCCGCAGCCCAGAGAACUGCUCACUAUCGAGGAGGAGAGCGAGCGCUUAGCCCAGGAGCUCAGAGAGGUUUCCAGAAACAGAGACAGCAUCCAAGCUCAGCUGACCCAGCUGUGUCAGUACCGAGGAGUGCUAACUCAGAUGCACUUCCUCACCUCCUCUCAGACAGCGCCACCUCCAUCGUUUGACCCGGUGGGUUUAGCAGAGAACAGGCAGGACGUGAGGCUCAGCUUCGUGGCUGGCGUCGUGCACCCGUGGAAGGUACCGGCCUUCGAGAGGCUGCUCUGGCGUGCCUGUCGCGGUUACAUCAUCGUGGACUUCCGGGAAAUGGACGAGAAGCUGGAACAUCCCGAGAGCGGUGAAAUGGUGCAGUGGACUAUCUUCCUCAUCUCCUAUUGGGGGGAUCAGAUUGGACAGAAGGUGAAGAAGAUCUGUGACUGCUUCCACACACAGAUGUUCCCGUAUUCGGAGAGCCAAGCAGAGAGAGAGCAGGUUCUGAGUGAACUCAAGACUAGAAUCGAAGACAUCAGGAAAGUGACGGUUGAGACAGAACAGUACCUGCAGCAGUUGCUAAUGCGUGCCGUGACCGUUUUGCCGAAGUGGCGUGUGCAGGUGCACAAGUGCAAAGCCAUUCAGAUGGUUCUGAAUCUCUGCAGCCCUUCCGUCACCGAGAAGUGCCUGAUCGCCGAGGCUUGGUGCCCCGUUAGCCAGCUUCCCGCUCUACAAAGUGCCCUACGUGAAGGAGGGAGGAAGAGUGGUAGCAGUGUCGAUUCAUUCUACAAUCGUCUGCCUGCUAGCUCCUCUCCUCCUACCCUCUUCCCCACUAACGCUUUCACUGCAGGCUUCCAGAAUAUUGUAGACGCUUACGGAGUAGCCAGCUAUAGAGAGGUCAACCCAGCACUGUACACCAUCAUUACUUUCCCGUUCCUGUUUGCGGUGAUGUUCGGGGACGUGGGGCACGGCCUCCUCAUGACACUCGCCGCUCUCUGGAUGGUGCUUGAGGAGCAAGACCCCAAAAUGAAGAACAACACAAAUGAGAUCUGGCGUAUGAUGUUCGGAGGACGCUAUCUCAUCCUGUUGAUGGGACUUUUCUCCAUUUACACUGGCGCCAUCUACAACGAGUGCUUCAGCAGAGGCCUCGCUGUCUACCCCUCCUCCUGGCACAUUCGCCCCCAUGCCAGCCACUACAACUGGACCGAUGAGAUUUUCAGAACAAAUCCAUAUCUCUCUCUGGAUCCAAACGUUACCGGAGUAUUCACUGGGCCCUAUCCAUUUGGCAUCGAUCCGAUCUGGGGGAUGGCUAAUAACCACCUGACGUUCCUGAACUCCUAUAAGAUGAAGAUGUCGGUGAUUAUCGGAAUCAUCCACAUGACGUUCGGAGUCUGUCUGUCGUUGUUCAACUAUAUACACUUCGGGGAGAUAAGCAGCGUGUUCCUGGUGCUGAUUCCCGAGUUGUUUUUCAUGCUGUGUUUGUUCGGUUACCUGAUCUUCAUGGUGAUUUUUAAGUGGGUCGUUUACGGUCCUAUGGACUCGGACAAAGCUCCCAGUAUUCUCAUCCACUUCAUCGAUAUGUUCCUGUUCACGGAGAACAAAGACAAUCAAGAACUCUACAGCGGCCAGAUGACGGUGCAGAAGGUCCUGGUGGUUCUGGCAGUGUGUUCCGUUCCUGUGCUGCUGCUGGGAAAGCCCAUUCACGAGUACAUCGCCUUCAGGAAGAAGAAACGCCAGGCUGCUUUAAGGGGUGAGCGGCGUCCUCUACUAGCAGAAAACGGCACGAUAAAUGCUCAGCAGGACGAGCUCGAGGCGAAACCGGAAGAAGCAGAGGAGGAGUUUGAUGGAGCCAAUGUUUUCAUGCACCAGGCCAUCCACACCAUAGAGUACUGCCUGGGCUGCAUCUCCAACACUGCCUCUUACUUGCGUCUGUGGGCCCUCAGUCUGGCUCAUGCUCAGCUGUCCGAAGUGCUUUGGGUGAUGGUGAUGCACAAGUCCUUCUCCAGCACUAGCUACGUGGGAAGUGUAAUCAUGGUAUUCAUAUUUGCUUUUUUCGCCAUCCUGACGGUCUCUAUCCUUCUCAUCAUGGAAGGUCUCUCGGCUUUCCUGCACGCUCUUCGACUCCACUGGGUCGAGUUUCAGAACAAGUUCUACAGCGGCGCAGGAUACAAGCUCAGUCCGUUUGCAUUCGCCUCCUUAAUCAGCUUCUCGUCGACCAACUGAUUCUGCUUGAAAUCAUUUUGUGCCUGCGCGAUGUGCGUUGUUUGUUGUUUUUUUUUUUUUAAAUCCAGACAUUUCAAAACGGUAUCGUUUAAUUUAUCCACGUCGUCUCGGGGUUCAUGCUGAAGAAGCUCCUUUUCCUUCGGGUCAGUCUUCACGAUGGUCCCUUUUUUUUUUUUUUUUUUUUAACCUUGAUCUGAAAUCGGUUUUAGGGUUACUUAGAACGCUUUAAAGGAUUCGGUUCGAGUUACAGCACCACAUACCUUUCAUAAUAAACAAGAUCGUAUCGUUAAGGGACCUGAUAUUAUACAUGAUGCAUUCCACAGAGUUCAUUCACAUACAAAAUGUAACUCAGGGAGAUUUUAUCCAUGUGAAAGACUGUCCGUGUGUGUGUGUGUGUGUGUGUGUGUGUGUGUGUGUGUGAGGUUAAACGUCAGAAUUUUUUUUUUUUUUUUUUUUUUAAACUCCAAUAAUGUUAAUUAGUGAAUUUAAAAAUUCAGAUGAAUCAAAGGGAGUAAUUUGGGCCAGAGGUUUGCUUCUUGCUAUGUGUUUUUAUAUAAAUUAACAACUGUCUUAAUGUCCUGCAUGUAAAGUCUUUUUAAUUACUUGCUUUACCGAUGAGAUAUGAUUUAGAACUGAGACAUGUAACGCUGCAAUACGAGUUAAUACACAGUCAAUAAAACUCCUCAUAUUUGUGUG